GGCGUGGGCUAGUAAUACCUCUGUGACAUCCAACCCAUUCACGAUGAGAGCUCUUCUGGCCAUCUGUAUCCUGGCACUGACCACUCUAGCUGUCCUGGGUCGCACCAUGGACCGUUGCUCGUUGGCUCGCGAGAUGUCCAAUCUGGGCGUUCCUCGUGACCAGUUGGCCAAGUGGACGUGCAUUGCCGAGCACGAGAGUGACUACCGCACCGGAGUGGUGGGUCCUCCCAACUCCGAUGGAUCCAACGACUACGGCAUCUUCCAGAUCAACGACCUCUACUGGUGCCAGCCGCCCAGUGGAAAGUUCUCCCACAACGGCUGCGGUCUGAGUUGCAGCGCCCUGUUGACCGAUGACAUCACUGACUCCGUGAGAUGUGCCCAGAAGGUCCUCAGCCAGCAGGGAUGGCCCGCCUGGUCCACCUGGCACUACUGCAGUGGAGCCCUGCCCCCGAUCGAUGAUUGCUUUAAGUAGAUCAUUCUGAUAAUGCCUGGUAGUCUAUUAACCUGAACAUUGAAAUUUGCAUUUGCCUUAACAAUUAAUGAACACUUUUAUAGCCUUGCACAAUAUUUUCAUUAUAAGCUGUAACGUUGAUUCAUAAUAGACGUAUAUAAAUUAUAUGCCAGGUUGGUGUAAAUGUCAUCUAUACAAUUAAAGAUAAGCAAGAAGUGAGCGGCCUACUUAAACAAUGAUGAACGACAGCGUAAUUAGUCAUUGGUUCUUAUAAAUUAAACCAUAAAGUAUAGAAAGACAAUCACAAAGGCAUUAUUACUUAACAUUCGGAAAUCCCAAUAAAGCAGACGCAUUGCGAAUGUUUUUCU
Molecule: messenger RNA, 819 nt
Organism: Drosophila santomea
Lineage: Eukaryota; Metazoa; Arthropoda; Insecta; Diptera; Drosophilidae
Product: lysozyme X
Exons: 1
Coding region: 44-472 (142 amino acids)
Molecular function (GO): lysozyme activity
Source: RefSeq, a predicted model, not a curated record